CUACUUCUUUACUUCAUCUAUCUUGGCAAGUACCUAGUGUUGUUUUCUUGGUGUUUGCUUUGUGUUUUGCGAUGUCUGGUCGUGGCAAACAAGGAGGUAAAGCUCGCGCCAAGGCGAAGUCUCGUUCUUCUCGCGCUGGUCUACAGUUCCCCGUAGGCCGAGUACAUCGCCUUCUCCGCAAAGGCAACUACGCCGAGCGGGUUGGGGCUGGCGCGCCGGUGUACCUGGCGGCGGUGCUGGAGUACCUGACGGCCGAGAUCCUGGAGCUGGCGGGCAACGCGGCCCGCGACAACAAGAAGACGCGCAUCAUCCCGCGCCACCUGCAGCUGGCUAUCCGCAACGAUGAGGAGCUCAAUAAGCUGCUGGGCCGCGUGACCAUCGCUCAGGGCGGCGUCCUGCCCAAUAUUCAGGCCGUGCUGCUGCCCAAGAAGACCGAGAGUCACCACAAGGCUAAGGGCAAGUGAAUUGACAGGCAUCUGAGUUUCCGGAAACGCUUUGAAACCCAAAGGCUCUUUUCAGAGCCCCCCACCAUUUCAAAGGAAGAGCUAAUAUCACUUUAGAUUAAAAGAAAUAUACAAAGGUAAGCUGUUUUUUUCCAAAUUAGAAUAAUAAAGCAACAGCCCUGCUUUGCAGUAUCGUCUUAGUGUCACCAAAAAUUGGCUUUUGCCUUUUUUUUUGGCAGAAAAAGCUAAAUCCACUAAUGGCAUAGGUUUAUGUGUACUCGGGUGUCCUCACGAAGUACACGUUUAAGACAGUCCAGUAACCCGGCUGUGAUCAGUCACAUCCGGCUACUGCGUAACUGCAGAGCUGUAUAUUGCUGUCUCUACACUUAAGAUUGCCUUGCAAAGUACUCCUUUGUUGAAGGCAAACUUCCCAAGCAGGAUAGUAACCUCCCUGUCUAUCCCCUGACCAGAGUAUUUUAGAACGCCUCGUUUUAGGCUGCAGGCGGCCCGCAUUUCCUAAAUCCUCUAAGAGAGUUAGACUCCCGCUCAGGUUUAUGUUCAAAGAACCUUUUGAAACUCACCAGGGCGUUGAUAGGGGCCUUGGAAAAAUUGAUUCCCCGGAGUUAUUUUAUAGGUGGUAGUUGAAAACACAGACUGAAUCUAAACUCAAAUUUUAGCUCCUACCCUGCUUACUAAUUAUGAGAUAGGGGCUAAUUUCUAACCUCUGGUACUCAAUUUUGUCAUCCGUAAGCUGAGGGUAGAUUGAUGGUGUCUUGAUCAGAUUUUUGUGCUAAUUAAUUACAUUGCUUUAUGCGCCUAACCUAGAUAGAUGGCUGAGAUGCAACGAACUGUGUUGUACUAUAUUUAUACUAAUAUUAAAUUCUGUAUCUUAAGAGGCUCUAACGCCUAAGUUCCCAACGCAGCCCUAAAAGAGAGAGAAUAGGGCGGCAGGCCUUCCCAAAACGAUUGCUGUCAGGGAUCUGGUAAUUUAGCUGCUCCAACUCCAAACAGUGGCGAUCUGGGACCUUGCAAAAAUCCCUAGAAUCCUCUUUUCCAGGAUUGAGUUUCACAAAGUCUUUCUUCGGGCUGACUCGGUUUGUGUUUUAUGGGGGAUUGGGUGGGUAAGGACGCUGAGAGGGCCAAGGCUUGCGCACGCUUUGGCGCGCAGCAACUCCGGAAGUCCAAGGAGACGCGGCCUCUUAUUUAAACGCUCCUCGAGGAGCUCCACUGAAGCAUUUUGUGUGGAAUCGUUCGUCUGAAGCAUUCAAAUUCGGGAGUGUGCUGGCAGAGAGAAUCUAAGCAGAAACUGGUUCCCGCGGACGCCUCGCUCACAGUCGGGCGGUCUUGAGGCAGCCUCCACCCGCACUCCUCCCUCCUCCGCCCCCUUCCCUCCGGGCUUUGCAAUCACCAGCGAAAGAAGCGGCUAGAGUGGGAGUUUGGUCAAGGCAAAGCUACAGAAAAAGGAAUAAGCACCUUGACGGCCACACGUUAGAAUUUCCUGUGGAGUGUUUUUUUUUUUUUUUUUUUAAAGAUUGGCACCUGGA
Equus caballus (horse) is the source of this 1987-nucleotide messenger RNA. It is a transcript of the gene H2AC6, whose product is annotated as H2A clustered histone 6. Gene Ontology annotation, molecular function: DNA binding; structural constituent of chromatin; protein heterodimerization activity. Gene Ontology annotation, cellular component: chromatin; nucleosome. The record is from RefSeq and is a predicted model, not a curated record. NCBI's taxonomy places the organism in Eukaryota, Metazoa, Chordata, Mammalia, Perissodactyla, Equidae. Gene Ontology annotation, biological process: heterochromatin formation.